Messenger RNA from Loxodonta africana (African savanna elephant), 1846 nucleotides. Its product is annotated as cytochrome c, testis-specific. The transcript has 2 exons. The record is from RefSeq and is a predicted model, not a curated record. Gene Ontology annotation, molecular function: heme binding; electron transfer activity. Gene Ontology annotation, biological process: mitochondrial electron transport, ubiquinol to cytochrome c; mitochondrial electron transport, cytochrome c to oxygen. Lineage: Eukaryota; Metazoa; Chordata; Mammalia; Proboscidea; Elephantidae. The coding region runs from base 230 to 544 and encodes 104 amino acids. Gene Ontology annotation, cellular component: mitochondrial intermembrane space.
AACAUUUUAAUGGUGACAAAUACUGGUAAUUUGAACAGUGAUAAUGGAACUUUUCUUGUAAGCGACUUUCAAGUGAAAUAUAUAGGUUACGAGAAAAGAGGGUUUUUGUUUGUUUCUUUAAUAUCAUUAGCAUUCACUUCAGUGAAAGUAAUGAAAUUCCUUUUUUUCACAGGUUUGAAAAUCUGAUAUUUACUUUGGUCUGAGGUUUAAUGUUUCAUUGCAGAACAGAAUGGGAGAUGCCGAAGCAGGAAAGAAGAUCUUUAUUCAAAACUGUGCUCAGUGCCACAGAGUGGAAAAAGGUGGAAGGCACAAGACUGGCCCAAAUCUCUGGGGCCUCUUUGGCCGAAAAACAGGACAAGCACCAGGAUUUUCUUACACUGAUGCAAACAAAAACAAAGGUAUUAUCUGGGGAGAAGCAACUCUGAUGGAGUAUUUGGAGAAUCCAAAGAAAUACAUCCCUGGAACGAAAAUGAUCUUCGCUGGUCUUAAAAAGAAGAGUGAGAGGGAAGAUCUUAUUCAAUAUUUAAAAAAGUCAACAUCUUAAUGAAAUGUUUAUUACAAUUUCAGAAAUACUAGUGAUGAACCAAAUUUUUCUAAUUUCAAAUUUUCCAUAUUUAAAGCAGUCAUGUUUGAUCUUUCUUGAUCAGCCUGUAGCAACUUUAAUAUUUCAGAAUAAAGGUUGAUAGUUUUCAUUGUGUGUGUUGUACUGAGCAAAUGCCCUUCAGAGUCUGAAUUUGCUUUUGUCUUCUUACUAACUAUGGGGAUAAGGUCAGGAUGGAGGAGGAAAGGGAAGGAAACUGAAAUCUUUUGUCCUUCAGUAGUCUGUACAUGCACAAAAUAUUUUAUAAGCUUAGCAACUGCUGUUGAUGGUUGAGAUAGCUUCCACAUACUUACAUUGCUGUAAUUUGAAUGUAAAUAUAGCAGGCAUUAGCUUUAGUUUUCAUUAGGCUGUGUUUGGUUAUGUGUUUGCUUUUUAUUAUAAACAAUAUUUAAUUUUUAGGGAAAACGAAGUCAAAUAUUUUAAUCUUAGGACUAUUACUAGAAAAAAAAUUGUUAACCAUGAGUGACAUGGAGCAGGGAAUGCAUGUUCCAUGUUAAUAAACAUUUAAAUUACAUAAUAUAUAAUUUUUUUGCAUUAACCUUUUUAAUUCUGAGUAAUGUAGUACCAGAUUGCAGGGAGACAUAACGGGGACCCUGAGAGCAGCCCAUAAAUUGCAGAGUCAGAAAAUAAAACCACCUCACAGUAAGUGGCAGUGACAUAUGGUGGAGCACUUCCACAACAGAGCUUGUGUGGAAGAGCGGGGCCUGGGUAGUGUGAGGCAGUCUCUGAAGCAGCUAUGCAGCCCUGCAAGUAUUCUGUCACCCAGCUGAUGUGGCCCAAAGCAAGAAGGAGAAGCAGUCAGAGAGGCAGGUAAUGGUUUGGUCAGUGGUCAUUAUGGGGUGGGGAUGGGACAUACAUUAUCUCAUUUACACUUCACAGUAACACUCCUGUGAGGUGGGUGUUAACUGUUUACAUUGAGGCUUCCAGAGAUCUGGUACCAAAACUAAAACUUUUAUCUCGUUAUCUAAUUCUUGGGAACUUUCUCACAACGUCAUAGAAUAUGUUAGCUAGCUAACAUAGCAGACCACACUUCUGAGAAAGUACCCUAACAGAAGGUUCCCAGUCCGAGGGGAAUGUGGUUGAAAGAGCAGUGAUUUCCAGGGGAAGAAGACCAAAACCAAACCCGUGGCCAUCAAGUCGAUUCCGACUCAUAGCAACCCUACAGGACCGAGUAGAACUGCCCCAUAGAGUUUCUGAGGGGCGCCUGGUGGAUCCAAACUGCCAGCCUUUUGGUUAGCAGCCUAA